AUGUCUGACCAAGAAGAUAAUCUAGAUCCUAAUCAACUAAAAGAAGAUGAUAUUAAUCUUGAAGAUAAGAAUUCUAUGGAAGUAUUACCAGUUGAUAAUGAAUCUUCAAUAGUCGAUAAUAAAAAUCAAGAAGAGCAACUUAUUAGUAAACUAGAAAAUGAUAAACCUAAACAAGAAGAUCCCCCCUCAUCUUCUAAUCAACAACAACAACAACAACAACUGGUACCUAGUAACAAUUCAAUAAACCAUGUUAAUGAACAAGCCCAACAACAACAACAACAACAAGAUCAAUAUGAAGAUGAUAAUAAUAAUAAUAAUGAUAAUAAUAAUGAAAAUGAAGAUCAUCAUACGAAUAUAAUACGAUCAAUAAAUGAACCAUCUAAAAAAAGAUUAGAUCCUGAAUUCUUUUAUAAUUCUAAUGAUUAUAUUGUACAACCAAUGAUUACUGAAAAUUCUGGUAUACCAAUAAAUCUAUUAAAAGUUUCUCAUUUAUUCGGUAUGGAUGUAACACGUAGAGAGAAUAUACAAUUACUUCAUUAUAAUAAUAAUCAUAUAUUAUGUCAUAUAUAUGGUAAUUAUUUACAAUUAAUUAAUAUGAAUACUAAUGAUAUAAUUAUGAUACGUUCAAUGAAUGGAAUUGGUAUUGGUACAUUUUGUAUACAAUCACAAAAUAAUUAUAUAGCAUUAGCUGAAAAAGGUAUUAUGCCAAAUGUAUGCAUUUAUCAAUAUCCUGAUAUUAAAUUAUAUCGUAUAUUAAAAGAAGGUACUGAAACUGCUUAUACAGCAUGUCAAUUUAGUCCAAAUGGUGAAUUAUUAGCUACAGUUGGUUCCGAUCCUGAUUAUACAAUAAUAAUAUGGGAAUGGAGAAAUGAACAAAUUGUAUUAAAAUCUAAAGCAUAUUCUCAAGAGAUAUAUCAUAUUGCAUGGUCAAUUGAUUUAUAUGGUAUAUUAACUACUAUUGGUAUUGGACAUAUAAAAUUUUGGAAAAUGUCUAAUACAUUUACCGGUUUAAAAUUACAAGGGAUAUUAGGUAAAUUUGGUAAAAUUGAUUUAUGUAAUAUUAAUGGAUUUAUUAUAUUACCUGAUGGUAAAGUAUUAACUGGUACAAUAUGGGGUAAUUUACUUCUAUGGGAAGAUAAUUUAAUUAAAGUACAAAUUACACGUAAAAAUAAACAAUCAUGUCAUUAUGGUAAUAUUAUGCAAAUUAUUAUUGAUGAAGGUGAAUUAAUAACAAUUGGUCAAGAUGGUUGGAUACGAACAUGGGAUUUUGAAACUGUGGAUACAGCUGAAUCUUCAGAAGAGAGUGGAUUUUUUGAACUAGAACCAAUGAAUGAAUUACGUGUUGGAUUAAAAGCUAAUUUAAUGCAUAUUGUAAAAAUUCCAUUCCCUGAUUCUACAAUGUGGUAUGCUCAAGAUGCUGAUGGAGCUAUAUGGAAAUUAGAUUUAUCCUUUUCACACACAUCCUUAGCACCAGAAUGUCUAGAAGAGUUCCAUGCAAAUGAUAUUGUUGAUUGUGUCACAUCACCGUUCACUUAUUGUGCAGCUACAGUUGGUCUUGAUGGCAAAGUAUGCAUUUAUGAUAUUGUUCAAAAGAAAAUUCUUGUUUCAAGAAGAUUUCCAUCAGGUGGUUCAUCAUUAAUUUGGAGUCCACCACAAGUUGAUCCUAAAGGGAAAAUUUUAAUUGUUGGUCAUCAAGAUGGUGUAUUACGUUUAAUAAAAUUUGGUGAAAACCCUGAAGAAUUAACAAAACGUACAAAACAACAAUAUGCUUUAAUAGAUCUUGGACAAGUACUUAAACCGCAUACAUUAGCAAUUACAUCAAUGAUUUAUAGUCCAUCAGGGAAAUUAUUUAUUACUGGAAGUAAAGAUGAAACUAUUUUCUUUUUUCAUGUACAUACUACUCAUUUAUCACCAAUUGGUUUUAUUCAUGUUUAUGGUAAAGUUGUUAGAUUAGAAUGGUUUUCUAUGAAUAAUAAUAAAGAAAUAAAUGAAAUUAUUGUUUAUUUAGAAAAUGGUUGUGUAUUAACUGUACAAUGUCCAUCAGAGAAUGAAAAAUAUGAUCAUUCUAAAACAUUUGCAUUAACUAAUAUUCAUAUAACUAGAUCAUAUCAAUUCAUAAGUAUUAGAUCACGUUUAGAUCAUGAUGAAUAUACUGUAAAUAAAUUAGCUCAAUAUGAAAUAGAAAAACAAAAUAGACAAGAAAUUCAACAUAUAAAUGCAAGAUUACAAUCGGAAACUAAUGAAGAUAAACAAAAAUUUGAUCAUGCUGAGGAGAUUAUUUAUCAAGGUGUACUAUCUGAAAUUGCUGAUUGGACACCUUCUUAUCCAUCAAAUCCAUCCCCAUUACUUUAUGGAUGUUUGGAUCGAAAUGAACCAAAUCAAUUUUGGAUAUCUCUAGAUAAUUUCGAUAAAGGAUAUUUAUAUAAAUGUGAAUUAGGCGGUCCAUUAUUACCUAUUAAUGAUACAAAUGAAAAACAAAAUCAAUUCAAUGAAAUAGUUACCAAUGUUGUAACCAAUGAGAAAAGAGAAGAUCUAGAAAUGAUUGAUCCACCUAAUAAUAAUAAUAAUAAUAAUAAUAAUAAUAAUAAUAAUAAUAAUAAUAAUAAUAAUAAUAAUAAUAAUAAUAAUAAUCCUACAUUAUUCGAUCGAAUUCAUGCAACGGAACCAAAUAAUGCAAUAUGUAUAUUCAAUAAAAAGGAUACAUCUAUUACAUAUUGGACAUUUACUAAUUCUGGUUAUCGUUUAUUAAUUGGUUUUAAUGAUGGUAUAAUAUGUGUAAAAUUAUUAGAGAAACCAUUUGAUUUAACAACAUUUAAAGGAUAUUGGAUGUAUCGAUUACAUGAUAAUCAACGUGGACGUGUUAAUCGUAUAGCGCUUACAUAUGAUGAAAAAUUUGUUUUAAGCGCUGGAAGUGAUGGAACACUUUUUGUCUGUGAACUUAUGUCAGAAGAAAUGCAAGAUAAAGAAAUUAAAGAGUAUCGUGCACGAAUUCCAUCUACAUUUGAUACUACUGUUAAAGUAGAUGAUAUCAUUGAUCCAAAAGCUUAUAGUAUUGAAGAAACAAAACAAAAAUUAGAACAGGAUCGUUUUAUUGAAUUAGCAGAACAAAAAAAAUUACAAACUAGACAAAAAGUAACAGAAUUAAAAGAUCGUUUAAAAAAAUUAAAAGAACAAAAUAAUCAACUACCAGAAAGAAUUCGUCUACCAAUGGAGGCGUUCAAUUUAGUUCCACAAAUUCGAUGUGACCUACUCAAAGAUCGUGAAACUGAAAUUGAUUUGGUCUAUAGAGAAACAGCUUGGGAAACUGAAAAAAAUAGAUUGGCAUUAGAAAAAUUAGAGAAUGUAUUUAUAAAGCCGUUAGAUUGUGAUCGUAUAACUGUCAAAGCAUUUUGUAGUGGUCAUUGUGUUACUUCAAUACGUAUGAAUAAAUUAAGUGAAGAACAUAUGAAAGUCUAUGAUGAGAUAAUUAGUAUUCGAGAAAAAUCAUUGAGUGAAGAAAAAGAAGAAAUAAUAAAGCAUUCUACACAAUUAGAUGUAACUAGUACAUUGGAACAUGAAUCUGAAAAGAUUAAAAAUGUUACUAAUCAAGUUAAUACAUCAAUAAAAGGAGCACGUGGUUUAAGAAUUACACAAAAAUUACAUUUACUUGAAGAAUCUAAACAAAAACGAAAUGCUCGUCGAGCUCAGUGGAAACAAUUAGAAGCUAUGAAACCAACUGAUGAUUAUGAAGAUCCAAAAGAUAUUAAAGAAAUUCAAUUGGCUAAAGAGAGAAUAGGUGAUUAUAAAUUGAAAUCUGCAACAAAUUAUGUUAUACCUGAAAGUAUGAAAUUGAAUACAAUUGAAGUUAAACAUAAACUACUUAAUCUUGUGAAUCAUAUGUUUCAAUUAAGUCAUGAAUUCAAUGUAUCAUUACUUGGAUUACGUAAUAAAAAAAUGAAAAUCAUAGAAAAAUUGAAAAAAAUUGAUAAACAAUUACAAUAUAUUAAUUGUAAUUUACCAUCGAAUGAAUAUGGUAUACGUUUACAUAUUGAUGAACUUGAUGAAGAUGAAUAUCCUGAAAGAAAAUUCACAUACAACAAUGAGAUUCUAUUGAAAUUUAAAGAAAAUUUAGAAGCGAAUAAACAAACAGGACAAACUAAUAUCACCAUGUCAACAACGAUGAAGAAACCAUCAAAUAAAAUACUUUCAUUUACUGAAUGUAUUCCACCUGAAGAACGUUGUCAAUGGAAAGAACCAGAAAUUAUCAGAGAAUCCCGUAAUAUCAAUAAUAGUGAUUGUAAUGAUGAAACAGAUACCAUAGAUGUUAUAUGGUUCCCAUUGCAUUGUUUAGCAUUAAAUCAUUAUUAUCUAACUAAUAUAGAUCAUAAGUACUCUUUAAUAAAACCAUCAAUACAUAAUAGAUUUGAUGAAAUUUCAAUCAAUAAUUCAUUAGAUAAUAAUGAAACAAUAGAAGAACAACCACAGCAACAAGAAAAUCAAACAAAAGAUACCGAUGGUACAAUAAAAAUAUCAAUAUAUCAUCCAAUAAGACCAGAUAAAUUUAAUUCAUACAUGAUGAAUGAGAAUAAAACGGAAGAUAUAAAUCUCAAUGAAAUCCAUCAUAGCAGUACAUCAUUCGAAAUAGAAUACCAAAACCGUAAAUCUAUUAAAUCUAUUUAUUAUCGUAAUUAUUUAUUACAAUUAGCUAGUCGUAUUAUUCGUUGUUUUGAUAUAGAAAUUCAAUUAUUACAUCAUAAACGUUGUCAAUUAGGUAUUUUAUUAAAACGUUCUGAAUUAUAUCAAUAUACAUUAUAUAAUGAAUAUGAUUUAUUAAAACAAUUUAAUACAUUUGAAUCUAUAUUAAUUGAUAAAAUGAAAAAUAGAUUUAAUGAAAAACAAGAUAUUACUAAUAAAGUAAAUGAAUUAACUAUGAAAAUUGAACAAAAAAAGAAAGAUCUAGAACGUCUUUCUCAACGUGAACAUCAAAUACAUGAAGAAUUUAAAACAAGUUUAGAUGAUUCACAUAAAUUUAUAGAAUUUCUUACAAAAGUAUUUAAAAAACGUAUUAAACGAAAGAAACAAGAAUUACUUCAUUCAGGUUCUGAAGAUGAAUCAGAAGAAUCUUCAUCAUCAUCUGAUGAUGAUGAUGAUGAUUCCAGUUACGAUGAAAUAGAUGGUGAAAAUGAAAAUGAAGAUGUUAUUAUUAUGGAUUUAGAUACAUGUCCAUCAGGUUGUCCAAUAGAAGAUUUUGAACGUACUUGUUUAAUUAGAGAGAAACGUUUAGAUAUUGAAGAAGAAAUGACUGAAGAAAAGAAAAUAUUAGAUAUUUUACGUAAAGAUUUAGAAAUAUUUACUAAAAAACAACGUAUAGUUGAAACAACAUUAAAACAAGCUCAAAAUGAAUUGGAAGCAUUUCAGUUAGAGAAACAACGUAAAUUAAAUGAAUUGGAAAUUAUUGUUAUAUUAAGAUUAGAUCAAAUAAAUCAUCAAUCUAUUCCAUUGGAUAUGACAAAUAGUUUAAUAUUUUUAAAGCAUAAUUUAUAUUCAUUAAAAAAACGUAUUCAUGAAUUAGAAUUAGAACAAAAACAACAAAGAAUUGAAAGAAAACAAGCCAAAACACAUCAUAUUAUGUUACAAAAAUAUAAAAAGCUAUUUCAGAAAGAAAUAGAGAAAUUAUCCGCUUUAUGUGAUAAAGAAAUGAAUGAUAAAUUUGGUAGAAUAGAUGAUAUUGAAAAAAUGGAAAAUAUUCUAGUUAAUCCUAAAUUAGAAGAUUUAACAACAAAAAUGUUGACACUACAAGAGGAAUUCACAAAAGAAGAAGCAAAACUAGAGGCUAAAAUACGUGAUGCAAGGGAUUCAUGUAUGGGACAAAUACGUCAAAAUACUGUUUAUUUAACAAAAUUAUUAAAACUUUUCAAUGAAAAUCAACAAUUACAAAAUGAUUUAAAUCAAACACAUGGCGCGAAAAUUGGAACUAUUCAAAGUUCAUUAGGAAUAGUUGAUCCUAAACAAUUAAAACAACUUACACAAUUAGUUAAAUUACAAAGUGAUGAGAUUAAUAGUUUAACACAAGAAAUUCAAAAACUUUCACGAUAA
This is a messenger RNA of Schistosoma spindalis, 6075 nucleotides long. Lineage: Eukaryota; Metazoa; Platyhelminthes; Trematoda; Strigeidida; Schistosomatidae. The record is from the annotation of a GenBank genome assembly.